AUGUUGUCAUUCAUUGCGCUCGUUACUCUCUUUUUGACAUGCCUUCAAACCGCGUUUGCGAAGUGCAAAUCUUACGGCCUGGACUAUAAGGAUGGCAAGAGCUACAGCUUGGUGCGAUCUAGCUCUGCCUUCAGCGGACACGAGGAAUUCACGGGCUGCGACAACGAUCAAGCGAACAAUGUCCUGGUCGACCCGCAAGGAAACGAAUACCAAUGUUCAUCGACACCGCUGCAACCGGACAGCACAUCUCAACAAUAUGUCUGCAACGACUGGACUUACGACACGAUGUAUACUGGUGAAUGGUCCAUCAUUGUGAUUUCCAACAACGGCAACGGCGACCCCGUGAACUUCCAGCGUGACUUCUACCUUGACUUUGGCGAUGGCGCUGCCGCCACCACGACAUCGACAUCCUCGAGCCUCCUUUCCGAAACCAGCCUGUCCAGUCUGUCUAGCAUCAGCCUUGAAGUGUCCAACCCCGUCGAGACCAACGCCGCCGAAACCACCAAGACCUACGCUAUCACCUUGUUCGGCCGCGACCUCCCCGCUCUGCCGACUACUCUUCUGCGUGUGGUCAAGAGGAACGAGACGGAAGCAUGGAGCGCAUCAUACUCGGAGAAGAAGGCUGAGCCCACGACCACGCUCGACGUGACCUUGACCAGCACCAUCACCUCAUUCUUCACUGUCGAGCCAACCCAAACUCCCGUCCACGCACCCCUCAAGAGCAUCAGGCCUCUCAGCGGCUGGAACGGAACCAGCACACACUCGUCCACCUGGAUGCUCGCCAGCUCGCUCGCAACCGCCGCGCCCUCAACAACAAAGACCGUCACCGUCUUCCAGGCAACCCCAACCCCUGAGACCAGCAGCUCUGCCGCAGCACCAGCCAUCCCCACCGUCGGCGGCCACCCCGCCGAAGACCACGUCGCCCCCAUCGCGCCAACUUCCCUAGGCAAGCAAUACCAAGACCUCGGCCACGGCGUCGCGGACAACCACGCCCACUCGCACUCCAACUCGACCAGCGGCGCCUACUCGCAGGAAUUCCGCCUCGCGCUUCUCAACGGCGACAAGCCCGACGACGAGACCCGACGCCAGUUCGUCGAAGAGCGCCACCGUGUGCUGCAGGGAAAUUAA
Zasmidium cellare ATCC 36951 is the source of this 1128-nucleotide messenger RNA. RefSeq lists its product as uncharacterized. The transcript has 2 exons. Lineage: Eukaryota; Fungi; Ascomycota; Dothideomycetes; Mycosphaerellales; Mycosphaerellaceae. The coding region runs from base 1 to 1128 and encodes 375 amino acids. The record is from RefSeq and is a predicted model, not a curated record.